AUGGCCACCCUCAGACACGAAUUCUACGAAACUGACGACAGAUUGACUCUUUCUGUCUUUGAUCGCGGGGCCGAUCCCGAGCAAGUCAAGGUCGACUUCGAACCACGCAAGCUUGUCUAUACUCAUGGCGACAAAUCAUUAGUGCUGCAACCCCUCAAAGGGCAGAUUGAUCCCAGCGCGAGCACUUUCACAGUAGGCAAAGUCAAGGUGGAAAUACGUUUGGCGAAGGCAGCACUCGGAAGAUGGGGUGCACUGGUAGGCGAUAGUCCCGAUGCUCUCGCAUCGACCUCGUAUAUAGCCCCUACUCCAGCGCCAUCGGCUGUCAAAAAGAACAAGAAGAACUGGGACGGUAUCACGACGGAAAUCCUGACAUCCGAAAAGGAGAAGACCACGGAUGAAGACCCUAAUGUCGGAGGCGACGCGGUCCUCAAUGGCUUUUUCCAGAAGAUCUUCGCCGACGCCGACGAAGACACCAAGCGUGCUAUGAUGAAGAGCUUCCAGGAGAGUGGUGGCACCACUUUGAGCACAAACUGGGAAGAAGUAGGCAAGGCCCCAGUGGAAGUCAAACCACCGCAGGGCGCUGAGUACAAGAAGUGGAAUUAG
Molecule: messenger RNA, 603 nt
Organism: Pleurotus ostreatus (oyster mushroom)
Lineage: Eukaryota; Fungi; Basidiomycota; Agaricomycetes; Agaricales; Pleurotaceae
Exons: 4
Coding region: 1-603 (200 amino acids)
Biological process (GO): protein stabilization
Molecular function (GO): protein-folding chaperone binding
Source: RefSeq, a predicted model, not a curated record